Messenger RNA from Colias croceus (clouded yellow), 481 nucleotides. RefSeq lists its product as uncharacterized. Bases 62 to 418 code for a protein of 118 amino acids. The record is from RefSeq and is a predicted model, not a curated record. Lineage: Eukaryota; Metazoa; Arthropoda; Insecta; Lepidoptera; Pieridae. The transcript is spliced from 2 exons.
ACAGGCGCGUCACGCCGCAGCUUAUGAAAAAAGAAAUAAAAAACAUCGCUAUGGUGUCGUAAUGAACCGGGACUUCGUGUACGACCAGAACAGACCAACGGUAUGGUCCCGAGCUGGUAGUACACUCAAUAAAUGGCUGUGGGGUGCCCUGUGUUGUGGGGUGCCUGGCAUACCUUGUUACUUCUGUACCUGCUGCGAGAAACUUGAUGAUGGCAUGGACCGGGAUAGGCCUACAGUGCAUCAAGCGACAGCGACAUCCGAACGUGCCUCCCGUCCACACCGACCGCACGCGCCUCGCAGUAGAAAGUCUACUCCAGAAAUGCUGUCUGCCGUACGUUGUGCCCUCUCUCAACUGCAGGGCGAACCAGCGCCACCACUACCAGACUCUGACUCCAAAGGACACAAGGAACCUGGUUGAGAGCUGAAUAGAUUGGAAGAGCCUCUUGUGAUACAGUUGAUCGAAUAAAUGUGUUCGAUUGUG